This is a messenger RNA of Papaver somniferum (opium poppy), 540 nucleotides long. RefSeq names its product polyadenylate-binding protein RBP45A-like. NCBI's taxonomy places the organism in Eukaryota, Viridiplantae, Streptophyta, Magnoliopsida, Ranunculales, Papaveraceae. The transcript has 2 exons. Gene Ontology annotation, cellular component: cytosol. Gene Ontology annotation, molecular function: mRNA binding. The record is from RefSeq and is a predicted model, not a curated record. The coding region runs from base 1 to 540 and encodes 179 amino acids.
AUGGAUACUCAUCAUGGCCAGCAAUCUCAGAAAGUUAACAACCCCACCAGUAUCCCUCCUCCAAUACAAACUGGAGGUUUGACUGAACGUAUACCUUUAACGCUUCAACAACGUGGAAUUCAUCAUUAUCCUGCAGACCCAUCCUUCCUCUCCAGCUUCAUCAAUCCGAGUAGGGUUCUUCUUGAUUCAUUCCCCCCUGAGAACGAAGAAUCAUAUGCAAAAGGAUGGUACAGUGGUUUUAUAAAAGAAAGCCAGGCAGCAGGAGCAGAAUCCUCGGAGGUUUCGGACCGCAACAAUGCUACAGGUCAAUCUGAGAGUUACGGGUCUAUUGAAUUUAAUAAUCAUGGUGCGGCAGAUGAGCAUCAGGAUGACAGUCAUGAAUUCUCAGUAAUCGUUGCAAAUUUGGCUGCUGAAGUUACAGAUUAUGUAUUAGAAGAGACAUUUAAGGUUAAGCACACCUCUGUUAAGGGUGCAAAAGUUGUUACUGAUAGAACCACUGGACGCUCUAAGGGGUAUGAAUUUGUUAGAUUUGCUGAUUAA